This is a messenger RNA of Phoenix dactylifera (date palm), 3172 nucleotides long. RefSeq lists its product as uncharacterized. The record is from RefSeq and is a predicted model, not a curated record. Gene Ontology annotation, biological process: rescue of stalled cytosolic ribosome; protein ubiquitination. Lineage: Eukaryota; Viridiplantae; Streptophyta; Magnoliopsida; Arecales; Arecaceae. Gene Ontology annotation, molecular function: ribosome binding; ubiquitin protein ligase activity.
AUUCAUCCCUUCGGCUCCUCGCUUCCUCUCGCCCACCUCCGGGAAUCGGUGUCUCUUCUUUCAUCAAAAGGAGUCCGCGUCCCUUCCAGUGCCUUCCAGCGGCGGCCGUCGGAGAUUCCACCCGUCCUCCCUCCGGAAUCUUCAGCUCUCCUCGCUCGUCGGAUCCGAGAUGGAUGACAGCUGCGCGGUGUGCGCGGAUGCCCUCGAGUGGGUGGCCUACGGAUCUUGCGGCCACCGGGAGGUGUGCUCCACCUGCGUCGUCCGGCUACGCUUCGUCCUCGACGACCCCCGGUGUUGCAUCUGCAAGACCGAGUGCCCCAUCGUCUUCGUCACCAAGGCUUUGGGGGACUACACAAGGGUGAUAACUGAUUUUUCAGUGUUCCCGGCCAAUGCGGCGGAAGGCCAGGUGGGGCAAUAUUGGUAUCAUGAGGGCACGCAAGCAUUUUUUGAUGAUGUGGACCACUACAGAAUGAUAAAGGCGAUGUGCCGGCUUUCUUGUGGCGUUUGCGACAAGAGUGUAGAGGAACAAGGGAGUGAGGGCUCCAAGAGGAGGCAAAGGUUUAGGAGCAUAGAGCAAUUGAAAGGCCAUCUUUUCCAUCAGCAUAGGUUGUUCAUGUGCAGUCUAUGUUUGGAAGGGAGAAAGGUAUUUAUUUGUGAACAAAAGCUUUACACUAGAUCACAACUGAAUCAACACAUAAGCACUGGUGAUUCGGAGGUGGAUGGUAGUGAGAGUGAACGUGGUGGCUUUAUGGGGCAUCCCAUGUGUGAGUUCUGCAGGAACCCAUUUUAUGGAGAUAAUGAACUGUACACUCACAUGUCAACAGAACAUUAUACUUGCCAUAUAUGCCAGAGGCAACAUCCUGGGCAGUAUGAUUAUUACAGAAAUUACGAUGACCUAGAGAUGCAUUUCCGCCAAGAGCAUUUCCUAUGUGAGAAUGACGCUUGCUUGGCAAAGAAGUUUGUUGUGUUCCAAACAGAAGCUGAAAUGAAGAGGCAUAAUACUAUCGAGCAUGGGGGUAACAUGUCUCGUUCUAAGCGGAAUGCUGCACUUCAGAUACCGACUAGCUUCAGAUUUCGACGAAAUGAACAAGAACAGCGACGGGGAAGAGGUCGUGGAUUUCGUCCUGAACCAUCUAGCAACCAACUUGCAAUGGCAAUUCAAGCAAGCCUGGAGACAGCAAUUGCAGAUCUCAGAGUUCGUGAUUCUUCUUCUAGUGCUGUUCCAGUUACCGAGCGUGGGGAGACAAGUCAAGGUCACACAGUUACAGGUUCCCUGGAGUCAGUAUCUAUCAAUUCAGGUCCUGAGUCACGUUCAAGAUCUUCUGCAACACAGAGCCAAAGCUCUCGGACCACUCCAUUUUUAGAAGAAUCUUCCUUCCCUCCCCUUGGAGAUAGGGAGCUACCUGAACCUUCAUCUAGGUAUGCUCAGGCUCUUAGUCAAAGCUCAAGGAGUGCUGCCCGUCUUGGAGAAGAAUCAUUUCCUCCUCUACCUGGUGCAAGUAAGAGCAGUAAACCAAAAGCUACACGCGGACUAGAAAGUUUGGCAAAAAAUACCCUUGCAGCUCGUCUCCAUCAACGUAGCAGGGCCUCUGUGGCAGUUAACUCUGCUAAGGCAAGGCCAUCAGAUUACCAUGAGAGUCUCUCUUCUAGUUCUACAAGCUCUCAGAUCAGAACAGCACCAACACAUGGACAAACACCAAGUUCAAAUUCUCAGCCUCGGAUGGCAACAAAACCAGCAAGAGAUAAUGGGUCCGUAUCACCUCUAUCUGCCAAUCCUGCUUGGAAGUUGAACAGCACAAAUAAGAUGAGGCAUUCUGCAUCAGCUCCAAGCCUUGUUGAGGGACGAUUUUCAAACCAAGCUACAUCUAGUAUGGUUUCUGCUAUGAGUGGAAACCAGGUGUUGCCUAUGAGCAACCAAUCUCUGCCCAAUGUGGAGGAUGUUCACACUGCAAACAAGACUUUGGUAGAAAGGAUCCGUUCUGGCCUAGGAAUGGAUGAGGAUAAAUAUGCUGCAUUUAAGACCAUAUCCGCUGAAUAUCGUCAAGGACUAAUCAACACCUGGGAAUACCUUUCUUAUGUUGAGCAGUUUGGCCUGUCCCAUCUUGUUCCUGAACUGGCUAGACUCUGCCCUGAUGCUCAGAAACAGAAGGAACUAACAGAUGCCUGCAAUGCCAAUCUGAGGAACAAAUUUAGUCUGCAAAAGGAUGCUGGCAGCAGUUCUGGCAGCUCAAAAGGGAGUCACCUUUUGGGCAAGGGAAAGGGAAAAAGUGUAGAUCGUGCAGGAAGUACUAGCGCAAAAGAUGCAUUAGGAGAAAACAUUUUAAGCACUGUAAGAAAGCUACAGUCAAGUCGAAAGCCUCAGGAAGAAGAGGUGGAGAUCUUGUCAAAGGAUGGUUACCGAGCUGCCAGGGGUCAACAGAAAUUACCUGUUGGGGAAGCUUACAUUAAUUCAGAUUCUGUUAGCAUGAACUUGGCUGACUCAACAGGCAAUAGAGAAUCCCUUCCAAACAGUACCAAGUCUAACCAGAAUUCAGGAGAUGGUGGAGGAAGCAGUAAGCAACAUAGGAAGUCUGCAAAAUUCCUUAGAGUCCGUUUGGGUGAUGGUUCAGCAGCAGCGCUUCUUGACCUUGGUCAUGCAAAUGCUAGCCCUGAGUGCACAGAAGAUGAGUCUACCCACAACCCCUCCGGUGGAUUACCAGUAAGAGGUGUUUGGCGAAAAGGGGGGGGACACAGACUGUUUGCAGACUCUCAGAAAGAUCCCUCAAAGUGAUGUCUGUUACUACAAUUCUGUAUGUUUCUGCAGAAGCCCGAGAUUUUCUUGAAAGUGAAAGCUUGGGUUGACCUUUUUUUGAAGAUUACCACGCUUGGCCCUUGUUUGUCUUAUCGGCCAUUAACCUGAGCAGGAGAAAUAAUAUCCAUAAUGCAUGAUCAUCUUUCAGUCUGCUUGCAUCGGCGAUGGGAAUGUUCUUGAUAAUGUAUGAGGUUAAAGAGUUGAAAACCCAACUUGGCUGGAUCCAGCCUACUAUAGAUUUUGAUAAUUUAAGGCUUUACUAAAAUUAAUGUUCUGGGACUGGGUUUCUAGAUUUUCUCUGUUACGUGUGAUGGAAUACAUUCAUGUUUUGGUUACUGUUACAAUGGCCUGGAUUUAUACAAUCGGAUUUGCCAGAGAUAA